AUGGCGCAUUCUUUCGUGAAGCUGCUAUUCCUAGAAUGUCCGGGCUGCGGAGUCCCGAUGCAGUUUGCCGAUCGGGAAGAUGAGUAUCCAGCCUGCAACAUGUUCCUGACAUUUGAGGGAGAACUUCGCUGUAAGAAAUGCCUCGAAGGAGGGGACGCAAAGCCGAUAGAUUUUCUUUAUGAAGAACGAUACUUGUACUGGGCCGUAAAGCUGGAUGAGCGAAGAUUGGAAUCGAGUCGAAUUGCUGUUCCCCUUGCGAUCCGAAAGCAAUUGGAAAUGGUAGAAGGAUUUUAUGUCGGAAAAGAACCUCGAGAAGCGGUCGUUGUGAAAACAGUUAAACCUGUAAAUGGCCACGGAGCAAGCGCCAAGGGACUUUAUCCGGAAAUCCCGGAGCUUGGCUUCACCAUUGUUCGUAAUACCGAA
This is a messenger RNA of Mesorhabditis spiculigera, 423 nucleotides long. The record is from the annotation of a GenBank genome assembly. NCBI's taxonomy places the organism in Eukaryota, Metazoa, Nematoda, Chromadorea, Rhabditida, Rhabditidae.